UAACUCGAUGCCCACAAAGCAGUGUUGAUAUCCUUUUCCGCUGAAGUCUUGUGCAUAAAAGUCACACAAGUCUCGCAUCGAUCACCGAAAACAAUGACUCAGAAGCGCCGGAACAACGGUCGGGCCAAACACGGGAGGGGACACGUGAAGCCCGUGCGCUGUACUAACUGUGCCCGAUGUGUGCCCAAAGACAAGGCCAUCAAGAAGUUUGUGGUGCGGAAUAUCGUGGAGGCGGCCGCCGUCAGGGACAUCACCGAAGCAUCGGUCUAUGAUUGUACGUGUCUUGUGGUACACUUGUCGUGA
Messenger RNA from Oppiella nova, 303 nucleotides. The record is from the annotation of a GenBank genome assembly. NCBI's taxonomy places the organism in Eukaryota, Metazoa, Arthropoda, Arachnida, Sarcoptiformes, Oppiidae.